Molecule: messenger RNA, 1149 nt
Organism: Fusarium sp. VM40
Lineage: Eukaryota; Fungi; Ascomycota; Sordariomycetes; Hypocreales; Nectriaceae
Source: the annotation of a GenBank genome assembly
AUGGAUCAGCAACCGCGUAAACGUGCAGCGAAGCUAUUCCACAAAAAGUCUCGUACUGGUUGUCAGCAAUGUCGCAACCGCCGUGUAAAGUGCGAUGAAGCCAAGCCGGUGUGCUCUCACUGUAAUCGCCUGGAACUGCCAUGUACAUACGGCCAUGCACCAUCGCCUAAGAGCGAACCUCCAGUCGAGGCCGCUGUCGAGCCUCCAGAAUCAGAGUAUCGCAGAAAACUAGAACUUGGCCUGUUCUAUCAGUACAUGACCGACACAGGCCCAUCUCUUGUUGUGGAUGAUGCUACUGUUCACUUCUGGGUCACGACUUCAUGUCGACUGGCUCUCAAAUCCGAUGCACUGCUCUACGCUAUGUAUAUGGUAGUCGCCCUGCAGACGGAACACCGCAGCGGAUUCACGGAUCUAGAAGCCAGCGACACUUGUCGAACAUAUCUAAACCUGGCGCUUCGUGAACACCAUAAGGAUGUCGCGGAGAUGAAUGCCCAGAACAUAGAAUACAUCUGUCUGACUUCGAGCAUGCUGCGUAUUUACGGGUUUGUCAGACUUCAAGGCCGUUCGCUGCAGCCGUAUACUCCUCCUAUGGACUGGCUGCGCAUCACGGGCAGUAGCACAGCUGUUUUUAGACAAGCGUGGGAUCUCAUUAAGGACAAGCCCAAAUCGGUCGCCUACGAGAUGAUUGAGAGUACUUCUGAUUUUCGUGACGAUAGCGAAAGUGAAGAGUUGCGGCGAGAUCUAGAGCACUUGAUGAGUCGUGAAAAGCCACACGAGCUGGAAGAGCCGUGGGAUUCUGAGACGGAAGCAGCAUAUGCAGGAGCCCUCAAUUCCAUAGGAGGUAUAUGGAAAGCCCUAGAUAGUCAACGCCCUGCAGGGGGCGUCGGAAGGAGAGUCGUCGUGUUCCCCAUGCUGCUCAACAAGCGGUUUGCGGACAUGGUGGAGGAGGUUAGGCCACGGGCGCUUGUUAUCCUUGCACACUACUUUGCUCUUCUGGCAAUUCUGAGUCGGGUCUGGUGGAUUGGCGACUCUGGGCCCAGAGAGGUUCGAGCCAUUGCCGCUAUCCUGCCUGAUGAAUGGCAAGGACUGCUUGAUUGGCCAAAGAGGAUUUUGCAGGAACAUUAUGUAGCUGGAGAGAACAAGGAGUGA